Molecule: messenger RNA, 2738 nt
Organism: Brassica rapa (field mustard)
Lineage: Eukaryota; Viridiplantae; Streptophyta; Magnoliopsida; Brassicales; Brassicaceae
Product: berberine bridge enzyme-like 25
Molecular function (GO): oxidoreductase activity; FAD binding
Source: RefSeq, a predicted model, not a curated record
AUAAAAUCAUAUUAACUUUGACAAACCAAAAUUUAAAUAUAAAUGUAUUUUAACUAAAUUUAGUUUAUAUAUUUUCAAAACAAUAUUUAUUAAAAAUAACUUUAUACAAAUAUUGUAAAUAUGUUAAUUAUAACUUCAACUAAAAAGCUGAAAAAAGCAUUAUCCAGGGACCCUCAAAAAGAGAUUUAUCCUGAUCACAAGUUAAAUUUAAACUAUUGUUACAUAAUUACCAAUGCUAAAUGGAUUUAGUUGUAAUUAGGUCCGGUUCUAGGGUAGUGCUGGUGGAGCAAAAACACAAGGUCCAACAAUUUUUCAAAAAAUUUAGUUGGUUUUGGGACCCUAGUUUCAGAAAAAAGAGCCCAAAAUUUUUAACAAUUACUGGAAAUUUUUUUUUUCCACCGGACCAUUAGAAAGUUUGAGCCGGGACUUGUAAUGAAGUGUAAAUAUGAACAAUUUUUUUCAUUGACAAAAAAAAACUGACAUUCAUUUCCAUCUUGAAGCCUAAUUGUGUUUUUUUGGCCUUUUUCUAGUAGUAGGCUGCAGGGAUGGGAAUUUCAGAACCACUCCAUGCAUUUUCUUGUAUUCUGUUCUUAAGUCUGUAUUUUCUUUUGUAUACACAAUAAUGCCAAUUUCUUCAACUUCCCUUCGAACUUUACAACGCGAGUUAACAAAGUUAUGCAAAAGUGGGUCGUUUGAUUGUCACGCCUGUUGUCACGUUGUUAAGAUAUUACUGAACUUAGUGUUUUUUUUGUCACAUCAUGUGACAAAAUAGUCGUACUCGAUGUAGACAUAACCAUUGAAUUUGAAUUUUGAAAUAAUUACACAAUUUUUUUUGAUAAAAAUAAUCACACAAUUUGAUCACAAUCUUUCAUAUAAAUUUCUUCCCUGACGAAAGAACACUCAUAACAUAUUCCAUCUUGUCCUCGCAGAUUCUGCUUUUAGUUGCAGGGAUGAGAGUUUCAAAAUUAGCCCCUGCAGUUUCUUAUAUAUCGUUUUUAGCCCUAUAUUUUUCUUUCUACACAGUAGCAUCAACUUCUUCAAACUCCUUACAAGAUGACUUCAUCAAUUGUCUCCACCAAAACACAAAUGUCGAUUUUCUACUGGACAAAACAUUCUUCACUCCUGAUAGGAACGCCUCGAUGUUCAUUGAAGUCCUUAACUCGACGGCUCAAAAUCAACGAUACUUGACCACAUCAAUGCCUAAACCAGAUUUCAUAUUCAAACCGGCUCAUGAAUCUCACGUCCAAGCUUCCAUCAUAUGUUCAAAGAAACUGGGAAUUCAUCACCGCGUUAGAAGCGGCGGUCACGAUUUUGAAGGCUUGUCCUAUGUUUCAUAUAUAGAAACACCGUUUAUAAUUAUUGAUCUGUCGAAACUGAGACAGAUCAAUGUUGAUAUUGAAGACAAUAGUGUUUGGGUUCAAGCUGGUUCUACAGUCGGUGAGCUUUACUACAGAAUUUCAGAGAAGAGCAAGAUUCAUGGAUGUCCUGCUGGUAUAUACCCGAGCUUAGGCAUUGGUGGGCAUAUAACAGGCGGUGCAUACGGUUCCUUGAUGAGAAAGUAUGGUCUUGCUGCUGAUAAUGUUCUAGACGCAAAGAUAGUUGAUGCUAACGGCAAGUUACUAGACAGAACCGCGAUGGGAGAGGAUAUGUUUUGGGCGAUUAGAGGAGGCGCAGGAGGGAGUUUCGGGAUAAUUUUGUCAUGGAAGAUCAAGCUUGUUCCAGUUCCUCAAACCCUAACUGUCUUCACGGUCACCAAAACACUAGACCAAGACCCAGGAUUCAAGAUUCUUUCAAAGUGGCAACAAGUUGCGGACAAGCUUGUUGAAGAUCUCCUCCUACGCGUGUUCUUCACCAUAGCUGGAAACAAUGAAAACAAGACAGUGGCGAUGUCAUACAUAGGUCAGUUUCUUGGCGAGAAAGGCAACUUGAUGGAGGUUAUGCACAAGGAUUUUCCAGAACUAGGACUAACUCAGGAGGAUUGUAUAGAAGUGAACUGGAUCGAAUCCGUUAUUUACAACUCUGGAUUCCCGACAAGCACUCCUCCUCCUCCUGAAGUUUUGCUUCAAGCAAAGUCACCUAUGGGAGAAGUUUACUUCAAAGCCAAAUCCGAUUUUGCUAAAGAACCUAUUCCUAUUUUAGGUCUUAAAGGGAUGAUCAAGAAGAUUCUUGAAGAAGAAGCUGCGCUAAUGGUAUGGACUCCAUACGGUGGAAUGAUGGAUAAAAUCCCUGAAUCUGAGAUCCCGUUUCCGCAUAGAAGCGGAACCAGCUUCAUGAUUCUGUAUUACAGGAGCUGGUCAGACACCGAGAAGAGACCAGACAUGCGUAUCAAAUGGAUCAGGGAGUUGUACAAUUACAUGACGCCUUAUGUCUCAAGUAACCCAAGACAGGCAUAUGUGAACUACAGAGAUCUAGACCUGGGACAGAACAGCAACAACUCAAAGACAAGCCUCAAACAAGCUCAAGUCUGGGGAGCAAAGUACUUCAAAGACAAUUUCAACAGAUUGGUGAAGAUUAAAACAAAAUCUGAUCCAGAGAACUUCUUCCGACACGAACAAAGCAUCCCAUCUCUUUACUGAAGCUAAGCUGGUGAUAUAAUACUCCCUCUGUUCCAACUUUUUAGUAUUUUUACACAUAUUAAUAAAACACGUUAAACUACCAUAAUAAAAUGUAUCAUUUUCUGUAAUUUUCAAUUUUCGAUAAAAAAAAAAUUCAAUAAAGUCAACUAAUUUUUUUGAAAA